Molecule: messenger RNA, 1472 nt
Organism: Acanthaster planci (crown-of-thorns starfish)
Lineage: Eukaryota; Metazoa; Echinodermata; Asteroidea; Valvatida; Acanthasteridae
Product: E3 ubiquitin-protein ligase TRIM56-like
Molecular function (GO): zinc ion binding
Source: RefSeq, a predicted model, not a curated record
UUUCUGAAGUUUAAGCCGAGUAAGGGGGUAGGUGACAUCAGUCUGGGCAAGGUGAUGACGGAAGAAAAGUGGGAGCAGCGAUGUGUGUUUGGUCGCAAGGGAAGCGGUCCAGGAGAGUUUGAUGGGGCUUGGGGUAUUGCUGCUCGUCAGCCUGAUGAGGUUGCAGUGGCUGAAAUCUGGAACAAACGAGUUGUGAACUGCAGCAUCGAUGGUAACCAGAAAAGCACAAUCCCGAUGGAAGAAAGGCCACUUGGCAUUGCAGCUACACGCACCGGCAAUCGCUCAGCAGUUAUUGAGGAGAACGAAUCCCACGUGAAAGUCUUUGACAAGGACAAUACGCUGGCUUUCCAGUUCCCCACAGUGCCACCGAGUGAGGUCGGUAAGACCGCAGUGGACCUCUGGAGUGUAGCAGCCAAGACGGAUGGGACCAUUGUGGUUGGUGAUAUCAAGAGAAUGGUGCUGACUGAACACAGCCCCACUGAUGGCAAACUCAGAAGCACCAUCCCAGUCAAGAUUGAACCUUGUUAUGUGGCUGUUGACAGCAAUGAUCGAGUUGUAAUCAGUGACUGUGAACAGUUAGUCGGGGUUGUUGAUGGGAAUGGUGAUACACUGUUCACCAUCAAACCUAUCAUCGAUGGUGAGGUAGUUAGAUACUGUACUGGUGUAUGCGCAGAAAGCACAGGCAUCUAUGUUGCAAUGCAUAAUGAUGAUGAGGACACCGGUCAUAUCCACCACUAUGACCCUCAAGGUGGCUUUCUCCACUGCAUCGCAGAGGGUCUGCACUGGCCCAGGGGAAUCACAUUCACAGCAGAUGGGCAACUGGCAGUUGCAGACUGGUACUCAGUGAAGAUUUGUGACUUUGUUUAAUGUAACACAAACAAAUCGAUUUCCUUCCGCUUUCUUCAGGAGGAAACAGCAGUAGCAUUAGUCGGAAAUGUUGCCGUGUGUACAACAUUGCAUUCAAUUUCAUGAAUCAUUUUUUUAAUAGAAAAUUAUAUCCACAGAGGUUUGCGAGGGCUGAAAUGGAAAGCAAACUACAUUAAAAUAUCACUGAGACGGGAUUCAAAAGUAUGGGAGCUAUAUAAAGUGCUUAUCAUUUAAACAAAUUUGCCUUUGUUAGUUUUCCGUUGUUAACUAUAUUUCCUCUCGACAUAUGAAUUGUUUUCAUAGAUCCAUUUAACAGUAGUAAAUGUAUCCCAAUAUUGGUGAGUUAUGCCUACCGUGAGCGCUCACAGGAGAUAGGGGAAGUUGUUAGCUCGUCUCAUCAAAAGAAUCAGACUCAUUUUAAUGCAAACAUCUUGCAGGGGAUUAUCAGAUUGAGGAGAGUAUAAAAACUGAAAAAUAAUAUGUGAAGUCAAAUUGUUCUCAUUGAGAUUUACAUAAAAUUUUAAUGUUCUCAAAAGCUUACUUUGUGCGAAUAGUGGGAUAGCGAAGGUCUCAUCAUUGAAAUGGUGAAGUACAUUUGUAAAAGU